AUGAAGCUGAUGGAGAAGAUGUCCGAAUCACCAGUAAAGACGAAGUGCACGGAUGCCAACUGGGACACAAUCGACUUUGAUGGCCUCCAAUGCCUAUUCUACGUCGCUGGAUUCCAAGGACCCGACUUCGCCGAAUAUGACCUCACAGCGGAAUGUCAGCUGAUCAAAUCAUACAAGAACGACUCCGGAAUGCUAUCUAGCAGUGAACUUUAUUCGCCGAAAAACAAGAUUUCGAAGCAAGAAGAAGUUCAAGCAGCAACAGAAGGAUGA
This is a messenger RNA of Ostertagia ostertagi, 270 nucleotides long. NCBI's taxonomy places the organism in Eukaryota, Metazoa, Nematoda, Chromadorea, Rhabditida, Trichostrongylidae. The record is from the annotation of a GenBank genome assembly.